AUGUACUUCGAUGGUGCUGCAAAUAAAAGUGGAGCUGGUAUUGGCGUCAUUUUGGUUUCCCCAGAAGGUGAAUGGAUGCCAUUAUCCAAAAGGCUAUUUUGGGCCACCAACAACAUGUCUGAAUACGAAGCUUGUAUUUUUGGAUUGGAAUCAUUGAUAUCAUUAGGAAUCAAACAUGUAGAAAUUUUUGGAGAUUCCAGUCUAGUAAUAAAACAAGUGAGAAAGGAGUGGGAAAUAAAAGAAGAAAAAUUAAAACCCUAUCUCCAAUAUACUGAAGUUCUCAAGACACAUUUUGAUGUAGUUGAAUUCAAAUAUAUCCCUAGGGAAGAAAACCAGAUAGCUGAUGCUUUAGCUGGAUUAGCUUCAGUAUGGGACGAUCCUGGAAGAUUGUUUGUCAAGCCACUAGUAAUGGUAAGGAGUAAGGUUCCAUGCUUUCAAGCUGCACAAAUAUUAGACAUCACGCAAGAUGAAAAGCCUUGGUUUCAUGAUAUUUUGAGGUUCAUGCAAGAUAAACAUUAUCCAGUAGAUGCUACCACAAAGGAUAGAAAUUUGAUUCAGAAAUUGGCUCAACAAUUUUUCUUAUUACAUGGAAAACUAUAUAAACGUCAUCAUGACUUACACCUGUUGUGCAUAGAUGAAGAAAAAGCCAAACAACUUAUGGAGGAAGUUCAUUCGGGUGUUUGUGGACCUCAUUUGAACGGUAAGGAAUUAUCUCGUAAAAUCAUGCGAUAA
Molecule: messenger RNA, 732 nt
Organism: Mercurialis annua (annual mercury)
Lineage: Eukaryota; Viridiplantae; Streptophyta; Magnoliopsida; Malpighiales; Euphorbiaceae
Exons: 1
Coding region: 1-732 (243 amino acids)
Molecular function (GO): nucleic acid binding; RNA-DNA hybrid ribonuclease activity
Source: RefSeq, a predicted model, not a curated record